This is a messenger RNA of Puntigrus tetrazona (Sumatra barb), 2267 nucleotides long. RefSeq names its product GLI pathogenesis-related 2 (gene glipr2). Gene Ontology annotation, cellular component: extracellular region. The record is from RefSeq and is a predicted model, not a curated record. Lineage: Eukaryota; Metazoa; Chordata; Actinopteri; Cypriniformes; Cyprinidae. The coding region runs from base 349 to 1986 and encodes 545 amino acids. The transcript has 13 exons.
GAGUGAACUUGAACUGACAAAAUGAAACAUUACGUGACUGAGCAAGUUAGAGCUUUGCUUUCCUGUUCUUUACACCAUCACAAUUAGUUUCUAAUGAUGAGUGCGUGUCUGUAUUUAUGUGUAUUUCAGAGGUCAGUAAACCUGAAAACGUGGGUUCGCGUGUCGUCACAGUGCUCUUUCCUGGUUUAGAGGGCGUUGCAUCACUUGACAGAUAUAUACUUCACAGAUCUCAAACCUAGUCAGUGAGAUACAGGGAAGAAGAGAGAGAGAAAAAACUGACAGCGUUCAAAGAAAGACAAAUUCCUGCCUCAAGGGGACUACGGGACAGUCUGUCACAUAACUUCAGGCAUGGCGGGCAACAGCUUUGAAGCCGAGUUCCUGCAGACUCAUAACGCAUACCGCAAACAGCACGGAGCCCCGGCCCUCACCGUAAACGCACACCUGUGCCGCUCCGCUCAGGCGUGGGCGGAGCAUCUGCUGUCAAUCAAGACCCUCAAACACAGCAACAAGGACUACGGAGAAAAUCUGUACUACGCUUGGAGCUCAUCUGGCAAAAAGCUCACAGGACACGAAGCAGUGGAAAGCUGGUACAGCGAAAUUAAAGAUUACAACUUCAGCAGACCUGGGUUCAGCUCCAAAACAGGUCACUUCACGCAGGUGGUGUGGAGGGACACCAAGGAACUGGGAGUGGGACUGGCCACUGAUGGGAGCACGGUUUUUGUGGUGGGUCAGUACCUCCCUGCGGGAAACAUCACGAAUGCAGGUUAUUUUGAAAAAAAUGUCUCGCCGGCAGGCGUCAAAGCAGAUUCGAAGUCCACCGGUGCAACUGAAAAAGUGGGACAAGUGCACGGUGGCACUCAUUCAAACAAAGCGCCCUCAGUUCCUCGCAGUACUGAAAUAGCACCAGCAAGGGACCGAGGAGAGCAUCAAGCGCAAAGUAAGUUGGCAGACAGCGGCUUUGAAGCUGAGUUCCUGCAGACUCACAAUGCAUUUCGCAAACAGCAUGGAGCGCCGGCCCUCGCCGUAAACACAGACCUGUGCCGCUCCGCUCAGGAAUGGGCCGAGCACCUGCUGUCAAUCAAGACCCUCACGCAUAGCAAUGGAGAGUACGGAGAGAAUGUGUAUUACACUUGGAGCUCAGCUAAGAAAAAACUCACAGGGCGUGAGGCAGUGGAAAGCUGGUACGGUGAAAUUAAAGACUACAACUUCAGCAGACCUGGAUUCACCUCCAAAACAGGUCACUUCACGCAGGUGGUGUGGAAGGACACCAGAGAGGUGGGGGUUGGACUGGCCACCGAUGGUCACGCAACUUUCGUUGUGGGUCAGUAUCUGCCGGCAGGAAACAUCAGCAAUGCUGGAUAUUUUGAAAGAAAUGUCCUGCCAGCAGGCUCCAAAGUAGACUUUAAAUCCACCCCGACUGCUGACAGAGUUGGACAAGCGCUUGCCGCUCUCAGCAUCAAGUCAAACCAGUUGCCUUCAUCGCCUCACAGUUCUGGAGCAGCUCCACGUAAGAGCAGCAGUGCAGAAGGUGAGAGCUUGUCCCAGUUUCGUCAGUCUCUCCUUGAAGCUCAAAAUGAUUACAGACAGCAACACGGAGCACGGCCUCUGUCCCUGUGCUCCGUCCUCAGUAAAGAGGCUCAGGAUUGGGCAGCACAUCUGAUUAGCAUUAAUGCCCUCAAGAACAGCAGCAAAGGUUAUGGAGAGACUAUGUCAUACAAGUGGACGUCCACCUUGGUGCCGCCAACAGGAAAAGAGAUCGCUGAAUCAUGGUACAAGGAAAAUUUGAAGUACAACUUUGCAAAGCCCGGCUUUCAGAAUGGAACUGGUAACUUCACCCAGAUGAUCUGGAGGUCUACAGAACAGGUUGGGGUUGGCCUGGCAUCAGAUGGAAAGGGCAAGUUUAUCACUGUGGCCUUUUACAAACCUCCUGGCAACAUUACCAACCCUGGCUACUUCGAGGAUAAUGUCAAACCUGCUGGGAGGUGAUCUGUUAAAUAAGAAGCAUUAGAUCUUAUGCAUUUUACCAAUGCAUUUUAUUUUUUUGUUACUCGAGAUGUUAUUCAUACGUUACCAGAAAGUCAAUCUUCUGAAUAUAUUGCAUACUUUUCAUUCAUUUUUUAUUGCUUGGUUCUUUUUCGAGGCUGUAUUUCUUCCUUCACAGGUGACUUAUAAUGUAUAGAAAGAGACUUAAAUAUACUUGUAAUGUAUAGAAAUACUAUGCAUCCUAAUAAAAUCUCGAAAUGUAUAAUGCAUGAUACGAAUGCAGA